Chrysochloris asiatica (Cape golden mole) is the source of this 429-nucleotide messenger RNA. RefSeq names its product SCAN domain-containing protein 1-like. Lineage: Eukaryota; Metazoa; Chordata; Mammalia; Afrosoricida; Chrysochloridae. Bases 1 to 429 code for a protein of 142 amino acids. The record is from RefSeq and is a predicted model, not a curated record. The transcript has a single exon.
AUGGAGACUGUCAAGUACACCGAGACACAAGGAAAUAGGGAUGAUGCUCAAAUAAAGUCACCUGAUGAGGCAAUGCCCGUUGAGCCCAAAGUCAUACCGGCUCCCCUGGUCCAGGCUUCAUUGGGUCCUGCAGGACCUUCACCAAAGAGCCUUGAUGAAGAUUCUGUGGAAGACAUCCCACGGAGAAUUCCCCCCAACCCUGCAGCCUACCAGCAGAGGUUCCGCCAGUUCCGCUAUGAGAGUGCCCCUGGGCCCAGGGCUGUCCUCCAGCGUCUCCAGGAGCUUGCUGAGCUGUGGCUGAGACCCGACAUCAACACAAAGGAGCAGAUUAUGGAAAUUCUGGUGCUGGAGCAACUGCAGGCCAUCCUGCCAGAAGAACUUAAGGGCCAGGUGCGCAGAUUCCGCCGCGGAGUCAGAAUUACUGGCUGA